AUGACAGACUUGUGGUUGAUUUCUGUCCCACUGGACAAGACCAGUUUAAACAGCGUAGAGCAACUCAAGCGCACCAUUGCCAAAACCAGCCGGGCCUCCUGCUGCAAGUUCUCCAUCCCAGAUCUCAAGGUGGGAAUACUGGACAGUCUGCUCACUAUGUCAGAUGAUCUUUCCAAACUGGACACACUGACUGAGAGUGUGAUCAAAAAAACAUGUCAGUGUAUGAGGGAGGUUAUGGAGCAUUCUACUGACAAAGUGCUGGAAAACGCCUUAGCCAAUGGAGUGGACCUGAUGAGCUAUGUGACAAAGUUUCAGUGGGACAAAGCCAAGUAUCCCACAGCUCUGCCUCUCUCCAGCCUGGCAGAUAUCAUCAACAAGGAAGUUUCUCAGGUGGAGACGGAAUUGAAAUGUCGAGCUGCGACGUACAACAGUGUGAAAACAAGCUUGCAGAGCCUUGAGCACAAACUCGAGGGGAAUUUGCAAACUCGCAGUCUGAAUGACAUUGUGAGGAGAGAAGACCUGGUGGUCUCAGAGUACCUCACCACUCUACUGGUAGUGGUGCCCAGAGGGAGCUUCCUGCAGUGGGAGAGGACCUAUGAGUCUUUGUCACAGUUUGUGGUUCCCCGGUCGAGCAGGAAGCUGCAUGAGGACGGAGAGGGGGGAGUUUUCUCAGUCACACUUUUCAAAAGGGCCGUGAGUGAAUUUAAAGCCAGAGCCCAGGAGAGCAAGUUCACUGUGCGUGAGUACCGCUUUGAUCAGGAGGAGGAGAAGCAGCAGGAGAGGAAGCAGCUGAGCGUUCACAAGAAGGAACAAUGCGGAAUCUUUGUGCGCUGGCUGAAGGUUAAUUUCAGUGAGGUGUUUACAGCCUGGAUCCACUUGAAAGCCUUGAGGGUGUUUGUGGAAUCAGUCCUCAGGUAUGGACUACCUGUAAACUAUCAGGCUCUUCUGCUGCUGACCGACAGCAAGUGCUCGAAGAAACUCAGAGGAGAACUCGCCUCACUCUUCAUGCACCUGGAUCCCACCGCCACUUCCAGCAAGACAGACGUGAACUGUGACAUCCCAGGACUCUGUCAGCAGGAGUACUUCUCGUACAUCUGCUUUGACAUCAACACCUGCAUGCUGGAGAUCAGCUAG
This is a messenger RNA of Hippoglossus stenolepis (Pacific halibut), 1134 nucleotides long. It is a transcript of the gene atp6v1c2, whose product is annotated as ATPase H+ transporting V1 subunit C2. Gene Ontology annotation, cellular component: lysosomal membrane; vacuolar proton-transporting V-type ATPase, V1 domain. The record is from RefSeq and is a predicted model, not a curated record. Gene Ontology annotation, molecular function: proton-transporting ATPase activity, rotational mechanism. Gene Ontology annotation, biological process: proton transmembrane transport. Bases 1 to 1134 code for a protein of 377 amino acids. The transcript has 12 exons. NCBI's taxonomy places the organism in Eukaryota, Metazoa, Chordata, Actinopteri, Pleuronectiformes, Pleuronectidae.